CAAAAUUUAAGACUUUUGCUUUUAGAUCCGAAAUUUUUUUUUAUUGAUUUUUUCCUGAUUUUUCGUAUAAUUAAGUUCCUUUUUUCAUUAAAGAAAUAUGUUUGUGCCAAUGGCUGAGCUUCCAAAUAAAACGUGUAUCAUCUAAUAUCUAUAUAGUAUAAAAGAGCAUAAUUUCUACGUUGCGAACAAUAAAAAAUCAUUUUUACAUACUAUGAAAUUUGGAAAGACUUUAUUAAGAAAUCAAAUUCCAGAAUGGUCAAGAAAUUAUAUUUCUUAUAAAGUUUUAAAAAAGCUCAUAAAUAAUGCUGCUAAAGCAGACGAAACGGCUGUUGAGGAUGUUGUAAUAGGUUUCUUUUUUGAAGUUGACCGUGAACUUGAAAAAGUAAACAACUUUUUCUUGUAUAAACGUACUGAAAUGGAACGUCGGUUAAGAACUUUAUCGGAAAAAUAUCGGUGCUUUAAUAUUUCUAUUCCAAAUAGUCCAUCUAUUAUUAACAUUAACCCAAUUGACAGUGGAGUCAAUGUACCUGGACUAAGCGCAUAUAUCAACCCUAAUUUUGAUCCAUAUGCUGAUGAAGAGUUUUUGGUUGUGAUAAAGGAAACUAAAGAUCAAAUUCAUAAGGUUCUUCGUUUUGCUGAUAUGAAUAAGAAAGGAUUUAUCAAAAUUCUAAAAAAAUUUGAAAAGAAGCUAGGAAGACAGGUUAAAGAUCGUUAUUUAGAAACAAAGGUAAAUAUACUUCCGUUUGCAUCGAGCUCAUUAUUUACCGAAAUGCUGGAUUCCAUCGAACAUUGGAUUCAAGAAGUUCAUCGUCGAGUGGCAGAUUAUAAACAACAUGUUCAUCAAGAUAACGAAUUCACAACAAAAGCUCGUCUUCGUCGGAUAAAUUUGACCGAAGAACAAGAUAAAAUAUUGUCGAAUUCAAUUUCUGAUGAUGAUGCAGAAGCCCUUAAAGAUUUGAUAAAUCAACUAGCAUCAAACUUAAAUAAUAAAAAGGACUCAAAUAUAUCGUCUAUUCAAAUAUCACCUAUAAAGAAGACUUUAACAUCGAUGCUUUACAAAGCAUGUAAUUCUCGAGCUAUGAGAUGUAUAAAAUUACUUCUCAAUUCCGGAGCCAGUAUACACGAGGAUGAAGAUAUCAAUGAACGUUCAUUGAUUCAUAAAUUAGUGAUUCAUGGUGGUAAAUUACCGAAGGAUAAAUCUUCUUCGACGAAUAGCAACGUUAUUGGUUUAGAAGGAUCACAAAUGACAUAUUUUGCUACAGUAUUUCACAUGCAAAAAGAUUUCAAAAGUAUCUAUUCUAAAACAAACAAUGUUAGUGAAGAUGUAAGUUUAAUAUCCUGGAUUCUUGAACAUAUUCCUCAAAUAGAAAAUUCAAAGGUUUCAUUUAGAGAUGCUUUUGGUAGAAGUCCUUUGCAUUAUGCUGCCAUUAAUGGAUUUGAAAACUGCACCAAAAUACUUUUGGAAUUUUUAAUUAGAACCGAACAAUUUCCUUUACAACAAGGGUUCAACGAUCCUUCCUGGUUCGAUAAUGAUGGGUUUACACCGCUACUUUAUGCAGUCUUAUGUGGGCACACUACGGUGGUGAAUUGUAUUAUUAAAGCGGGCAAAAUAAAAAAUGUCGAUGCUAUCAGUAACGCAGAUGAUUCGUCUUCGGUCACCACCGUUAGCCCUGCUUUACCACAUAAUAUUUCGCAUAGUCAUACGCAGACUCCACUUGCUAUAGCUUGUAAAUUUGGUCAAACUGUAACGGCAAGACUUUUACUCGCAUAUGGUGCAGAUCCUGAUAUCCAGGAUGAGGAGGGAGAAACUCCAUUACAUUUGGCUACUCGUAAUGGAUUUGAUGAUUGUGUGAGAUUAUUAGUUGGUUUAGAUGAUUAUAAAGAAGAACAUUAUACAGAAGAACAUCAAAUAUUAUCUGAUGAUAUCAAAAUUAUUCUCAAGUCUAAUUUAAAAAAAGCAAAUACAGAAAUCAAAGAAAAUUUUUAUGGAUGGACUCCUUUAUCUUUAGCAGCUGUGGAAGGCCAUAUUGCAUGUGUCAAAACGUUAAUACAAGCGGGCGCUGAUCCUAAUGUAAAGGAUAACUCUGGCUGGACUCCACAUAUACACGCAGUGUUUCGAGGAUAUACUGCAGUUAAAGAAAUUUUACGUCCUCUAACCGCGUUUCAAGAACCUAGUCCACUUUUUUCUACAGAGAUUAGCAAGAAUAAUUCAAAAUCAUUUAACAAACCUGAAGGGGCAUCAGCUGAAUUGGCCUAUGGUCAUAGAUAUUUACAAGAUCAAUCUUUGAUUCUUGUAACACUUGGAAAUACCGAUACGCGCAAUAGCGUUAGCCCUGUAGACCUUUAUAAUACUUAUAUUUCAUCAACUUCCAUUCCGGUGACUUCAGUUUCACUUGUUGUUUCUACUAAGAAUGCGACCGGGGAACCAGCAAUUAUUGACCUUCCAAUUAAUAACACAUCCGCCAUUGAUCCGAUCAUGUUUUAUUCAUCUGAUAUAGAUGAGGUUAUUUUGACUUUCGACCUUAUACCCACUUAUGAGACAAAAAAACAAUUUAUUGGACGUGCAACUGCAUUGCUUUCGUCCGUAAAAACUUCUUCAGGUCCACAACAUAGUUCCUUAAUGGGUUCCGUUACUGUUCCAAUUCUUAGUAAAGAUUCACUAGAUGUAAUUGGAAGAGUAGUUUUUGAGUUUUUAAUUAUAAAACCUUUCAAACACGAAAACCUUGCUGUUGGUAGUAAACACACGUACUGGACUUCCACAAAAGUUAUUGGACAUCGUGGAUCUGGUAUGAAUAGAAUGGAGACUCCUAAUUUACAAUUAGGAGAAAAUACGCUCAUUAGUUUCAUUACAGCUGCAUCACUUGGAGCAGAGUAUGUUGAAUUUGAUGUUCAACUUACUAAAGAUCAUGUUCCAGUUAUUUAUCACGAUUGGACUAUUACUGAAACCGGAUAUGAUAUUCCAAUUCACGCCAUUACUCUUCAACAAUACCUGAAAAUCAAACAACAGUUUGUAUCUGAACAAUUUUUGGUACGAGAACAUAAUAUUCGUAAAGAAUUCCAACAUCCUUCCGAUAAUAAUGAUGGUAAACGAAAUGAGAAUCGAGAAAAAAAGAGAAGAUCUCAUAGCGUACCUGUUAAUACUUUUGUUCCUUCAGAAAAGAAGGAGGGGAAAUUAAAAGGAAAUAGUGAUGGUACCAUUCAGGCACCUUUUGCGACUUUAGUAGAAACAUUUAAGCAAGUGCCGAUUCACAUCGGGUUUAAUAUUGAAGUUAAAUAUCCAAUGAUAGACGAGGCAGAAGCAGAUAGUUUACCAGCAUAUCACACCGAAUUAAACCUUUUUGUAGACACAAUCCUUCAGUGUGUAUAUGAUCAUGCUCAGGAACGUAAUAUUAUAUUUUCAUCAUUUCAUCCUGAUAUAUGCCUCAUGCUGGCUUUUAAACAACCAAAUUAUCCAGUAUUUUUCUUAACUGAUUGUGGUGAGGAAAAAAUGGCGGAUGCAAGAUGCAAUUCUCUUCAAGUAGCAAUUAGAUUUGCCAAAUUUGCAGAUUUAUUAGGGAUAGUGACUAAAAGUGUUCCUAUAAUUGAAGCGCCAAUAUUAGUAAAGACAAUUAAAGAAACGGGAUUAUUACUCUUUACUUAUGGGUCCAUGAAUAAUGAUGUAACCAAUGUACGAUUGCAAAGAAAAGCUGGUGUAGAUGCCGUUAUUGUGGACUCAGUGUUGGCCGUAAGAAAUGGGCUUCAACAAAAUGAUUAAAUCAUUAAAUAUGUACAUAAUUAACAUUAAUGAUGAAAUUAGAAUGUAAAAAAAUAAUUAAUUUAUUAAAUAGAUAAUUAUUUCUUAUAUUUAUUUGUCCUGGUUUUUUUUUGGAUUUAUACAUCAUUUUCAAUGGAACUACCUAAAAAUCUAUUGGGGUAUAAUUUAACCAAAAUAUUUUAGAAAUAUUUUAAAUUAAUCCAUUUAAAAUUCAUUGACGCCACUUUAACACAAGAAUUCAAAUUACUAACAUUUUUUUGGUUUAAUUAUCUUUGGUUCCAACUUAAUGCCACGUUACAAAAGCACGUGAUAAACUAAUAUAAUUGAUUACAUGAAUUAUCACCAAUAAAAACGAAUAAUUUCAGUGUAACUGAAGAUUAAUUUUUUUAUUGGUAUAUUAAAAUAUUUUUAUUUUGAAAACAAAAUCAAAUAAAUUUCGCGCUCAUUCUCUCUUCCACUUUUUUUUUUUUU
Rhizophagus irregularis DAOM 181602=DAOM 197198 is the source of this 4225-nucleotide messenger RNA. RefSeq lists its product as uncharacterized. Gene Ontology annotation, molecular function: protein binding; glycerophosphocholine phosphodiesterase activity. The record is from RefSeq and is a predicted model, not a curated record. Lineage: Eukaryota; Fungi; Glomeromycota; Glomeromycetes; Glomerales; Glomeraceae. Gene Ontology annotation, biological process: glycerophospholipid catabolic process.